AUGGCUUUGGUGACUCUCGUGUCCAUCGGGCUUACGACAGGUGCCCUGGGUAUUUGGCUGAUUACCUGUUACUACUAUUAUCGCACAUCCAACGGUAGCCAUAGCCACACUGAUGGACCGCCGUCGAGCCGAGAAAAUGCAUCCCGUCAUGCUCACCUCCUCGUCGUUCUGGGCAGCGGCGGGCACACAGCAGAAAUGCUGUCCAUGCUAGCGCGUGCGCCUCUGGAUCCUAAUAUCUUCACCCACCGCACCUAUGUCGUCAGCUCAGGGGACUCAUUCAGCGCUCUCAAAGCUACGGAAUUUGAGAAGGACCUUCUUGAGCAACAUUUGCCUCCUGCUUCUCCUGCUGUUACUGCUGCCACUAGUAAAAGAGGGCCAAUCCCGUCUCCGCCUACAACUCUGCAGAAACGCCGCCGACAGGAAAAGAAGCCUGAAGAAAGGAAGCCUUCAGAUUCGUCUGCCUCUAAAACACUAUCGGAAACACCUUCGUCGUCAUAUACAAUCAUCACCGUUCCUCGCGCAAGAAAGGUACAUCAAUCAUUCCUGACAGCGCCGGUAUCGACCCUUCAUUGCCUGUGGGCCUGUAUAAAUGUUCUCCGAGGCACACAUCCUGAUCAACAACCGCAGAAGGGUCAUGAUAUAUCCUCUCCAUUUCCAGCUCUAACCUCAACGGGGCUUUCCCCACCAACAACACCCUAUCCAAACAUAAUCCUGACAAAUGGCCCCGCCACCGCCGUCUGCGUCAUCCUAGCUGCAAGGAUCCUACGUGCCGUCGCCUCCAUGUCCAUAUUCCCCCUCUGUAACUCCUUCCAACAAAAACCGUCACAACAAUCGCAGUCCUUUCCCAGGCCCCAGGAAAGAUAUCUACGCACCGUAUUCGUCGAAUCAUGGGCACGCGUCACUACGCUUAGUUUAUCAGGGAAGAUAGUGCUGCCGCUUGUGGAUCGGUUUUUAGUGCAAUGGGACGGGCUGGCAGGGCGUUCGAGCUGGCUCGGUGGGAAGAGUGAGUUUGUGGGUGCGCUUGUCGCAUAGUACUAGAAUUUGGGGGUUGGGGGAACAAAACCGGAAACAGAACACACAUCGCAAAGCAAAGACCAGGUAUGCACGGUUCUUGUUAUUGUCCUUGCGCCGAAGUAUGCUGUACAGUACAUAUCGUGGAUCAGGAGACUGAGUACUCUACAAGUCCCAUCCUUGAAAAAGAAAGAGCACUUGAGGCUGCCAUGGGCACAGUGAAAGGGAAAAGGAGAAGAAAUGUUUUGAGACGACGAUCGAAUCUUGCGUGCAGUCAGUUUGUCAUACCGUCUGUCUCCCUUACUAUGGUCGUCGCUUAAGUAAGUGCGCGCGAAUGUAAAAAGAGACUUCAAGAGGAAGCCUUCGCCCAAAAAUGAAAAAAUAAUAAUU
Molecule: messenger RNA, 1401 nt
Organism: Histoplasma capsulatum G186AR
Lineage: Eukaryota; Fungi; Ascomycota; Eurotiomycetes; Onygenales; Ajellomycetaceae
Product: glycosyltransferase
Exons: 2
Coding region: 1-1032 (343 amino acids)
Biological process (GO): dolichol-linked oligosaccharide biosynthetic process
Cellular component (GO): UDP-N-acetylglucosamine transferase complex
Source: RefSeq, a predicted model, not a curated record